AUGGUGCGAGCGACGGUUCUUAAAGUCGGCGAUAUCGCCGUCGAAGGUGUUCCUAGUAACAAAGCAAAAGGAGUGAAAAUGGCUCUGGAACCUCCAAUGAACAGUGCACAAAGAAGGAAACUGGGAGAUAUUACCAACCUGCAGAAUCAGAAAGCGAAUCAGCACCAACAAUCUCUGUUGCUCUCUUCUUCAGAAUAUGCUGAAAAACUUCAAAAGGCAAUGCUUAAUCCCUUCUUUUUUUUGGGUUCAUGA
Arabis nemorensis is the source of this 252-nucleotide messenger RNA. NCBI's taxonomy places the organism in Eukaryota, Viridiplantae, Streptophyta, Magnoliopsida, Brassicales, Brassicaceae. The record is from the annotation of a GenBank genome assembly.